Molecule: messenger RNA, 4508 nt
Organism: Calypte anna (Anna's hummingbird)
Lineage: Eukaryota; Metazoa; Chordata; Aves; Apodiformes; Trochilidae
Gene: PLRG1
Product: pleiotropic regulator 1
Exons: 15
Coding region: 121-1671 (516 amino acids)
Biological process (GO): mRNA splicing, via spliceosome
Cellular component (GO): precatalytic spliceosome; catalytic step 2 spliceosome; Prp19 complex
Molecular function (GO): protein binding
Source: RefSeq, a predicted model, not a curated record
CCCCCUCACGGCCCCGCCUUCUCUCCAGCCCGUGGACGUCACUUCCGGUGAGGCGCGGAGGAGGCGGCGGAAGUGCCUCCAUAGUGGUCUGUCUGGAGCGGUGGUGGUCCCUGCGGCGCCAUGGUGGAGGAAGUCCAAAAGCAUUCUGUGCACACACUUGUGUUCAGAUCUUUGAAGAGAACCCAUGACAUGUUUGUGGCUGAUAAUGCCAAGCCUAUCCCCUUAGAUGAAGAAAGUCACAAAGUGAAGAUGUCAGUCAAGCUGCGCACAGAGUAUGGCUCAGUGUUACACAUGCCUACUCUUAAGGAAAACUUGAGAGAGAAGGGAGGCCCAAACUCUGGGGAUCCUUAUGCACAGAAACAGUUUCCUGGAAAUCAAGGACAAGAACUUGAGUAUAUGAUAACUGGUACACAUCCAUACCCAUCUGGGCCUGGUGUGGCUCUGACAGCAGAUACUAAGGUCCAGAGAAUGCCCAGUGAAUCUGCAGCACAGUCCUUAGCUGUAGCACUUCCUGCUUCUCAGUCCAGGUUGGAUGCAAGCCGGACAGCUGCUGGUGUGGGUGAUAUUUACAGGCAUGCUGGAAUAGCUGAGCGUUCUCAGCCCCCAGGGAUGGCUGUGGCUUUGGUGGAAGCUGGUGGGAACAAAAAUUCUGCCUUGAUGGCAAAGAAGGCUCCAACCAUGCCCAAACCACAGUGGCACCCCCCUUGGAAACUGUACAGAGUUAUCAGUGGUCACCUGGGUUGGGUGAGAUGCAUUGCAGUAGAACCAGGGAAUCAGUGGUUUGUCACUGGCUCUGCUGACAGAACUAUUAAGAUUUGGGACCUUGCAAGUGGCAAAUUGAAAUUAUCUUUGACGGGACACAUCAGUACUGUACGAGGGGUGAUAGUAAGUGCAAGAAGUCCAUACCUCUUCUCUUGUGGAGAAGACAAGCAAGUGAAAUGCUGGGAUCUUGAAUACAAUAAGGUCAUCAGACAUUACCAUGGUCAUCUAAGUGCUGUCUAUGGUUUAGACUUGCACCCCACAAUAGAUGUCCUGGUAACUUGUAGCAGGGAUUCAACAGCACGAAUUUGGGAUGUGAGGACAAAAGCCAGUGUGCACACACUGUCAGGACACACAAAUGCAGUAGCAACAGUGAAAUGCCAAGCUGCAGAACCACAGAUUAUUACAGGCAGUCAUGAUACUACCAUACGGCUCUGGGAUUUAGUGGCAGGAAAAACUCGUGUGACUUUAACAAAUCACAAGAAAUCUGUAAGAGCAGUAGUGCUACAUCCAAGACAUUACACAUUUGCAUCUGGUUCUCCAGAUAAUAUUAAGCAGUGGAAAUUCCCAGAUGGAAAUUUCAUUCAGAACCUCUCUGGUCACAAUGCUAUCAUCAACACGCUGGCUGUAAAUUCUGAUGGUGUUCUGGUUUCAGGAGCUGAUAAUGGUACAAUGCAUCUUUGGGACUGGAGGACUGGAUACAAUUUCCAACGAGUACAUGCAGCUGUACAACCUGGUUCUUUGGACAGUGAAUCAGGAAUAUUUGCUUGUGUUUUUGACCAGUCAGAAAGCAGGUUGCUAACUGCUGAAGCUGAUAAAACCAUAAAAGUAUACAAAGAAGAUGAUACUGCGACUGAAGAAACUCAUCCUAUCAGCUGGAAACCAGAAAUUAUCAAGAGAAAGCGAUUUUAGUGCAGCAAAAUACUUAUGCUGUAGUUUUGUUUGGCCUUCCCUGAGAGCAUUCACUCACAUUUUGUUCUGCCUAGAACAGUAGAGCAGGAAGUCAGCUAAGUCAUUGCUAUUUCAACAUGUUUUAUAAUAAAUUUUAUUUCUCUUUCCUUUUGUCUUUUUUUUUUGUUUUUGUUUUUUGGGUUUUUUUUUGUGUGUGUGAUCCCAGCAAAUCAGUUGCAGCUGUUAACAUUCUCUUUGUGGAGCAUGUAUAUGUCAUGAAAAGUAUGGAUAUGCAGGUGGUUACUUUUUUAUAUGAAUCUGUUUUGUGUAAGUCUAAAAAUAUUUUCAUGAGCCAGUUUUUUUUGAAAGGCCCUUGCUUGCCUCCAAAUUUAAUUGCUAAUUUAUUCAUAGAAGCAAUCAAAUGGAAAUUUCUUGAGUGACUUUCAGAUUUUAGACCAGUACUGUUUAUUGUACAUAUGCUAAGGCUAUACUGUAAUGGAACAGUAUAUACUGAAUUACAGAGUAAUAGAGUAAUCAAGAAAGAAGCAGGACAAUAUAAUAACAAUAAUGUAAUUUGUUUUAUAAACACAUCCACUGACUGAGCGUUGCCAGUGCUGUGUUAUUGAACAAAAUGGAUCUUCCAAGUGUUUUAUUUCCCUAGGAAAGCUUUCAUGUACAACUACUCAUCUUCAUUUCAGACUGUACCUUCUACAGCAAGGACCACUGUCAAGUCAUAUUGUUCACAGUCACCACAGGGUUAGGACUGGUUGACUUUGUAAGUCACCUGUUGGGUUUAGGUUUUUCAGUUAUCCAAAGCAUGUGUUAGAAUACACCCAACUUUUAAAUCUGAAGUUAAAAGGAAAAACUCAAGUCAUUCCUGCCUUAGUUUCACAUGGUUUUGUCUUCCCAUGACCUUAUGAAGGAAUUUAAAAUAAAUCCUACCAAAGGAAAAUUGUUACUCCUGAAGGGACAAAUUUUUCAGUGUUUACAGUCACAAUAAGAAGCAGCAAACAUGAAAGCCUCCUUGCUGCUGCUGAUGUGUGAUGCCUGUGCUGCUGUAAAGCACUUUCUCUUCAUGAGGGGCGAAAAGCUUUAAGUCAUCAAGCCGUCAACUUUGCUAGCAGUGUUAAUAGCUGCCGUGGCAAGUUCCACGUGGGGUAGAUGCUGAGAAUUGUUCUGUGGCCACAGAAUCAAUAGUAAGCAGUUCAAGCAGUUCAUAAUAAUUAUUUCUGUUCUCUGCCAGUCUUUCUUCCUUUGAAUCUGGGAUUUAUCUAAGAGAAAUGACAGUCACCUGCAAUGUAACCUACAAAAAACUAGUAAAACUAAGUGCUGUUUAUAUUUCAAAAAUCUUUGUUUGACUUUUAUGUUGCACAAGAGGUCUUGUGUUUAUAAUUCUAAUGUUUGACAGUUUUGUUUUAAGGGAGUCCGUGCCAUAUAAAUAUCUGAAUUUUGAUUUACAGCUAUUGUUUGAAGCAUCUUCUCAAAACAAGAGAGGGGAAUAUUUGGUGUUUAGAAGUUGGAUUAAAUAUCAUCUAUUUGGACGAUAGUUCAAAUUUUUUUAGAUCUUUAUUAGAGCUGUUUUAAUUUUUUCUAUCAUACUGGGGACAGAAGGUGACUUACGCAUAGUUUAUACUGCUGCUAAUGCUUCAUUCCAGAAAUUGCUGAAGUAUUGGUGUUAUUUAAAUUAAUGUUUUAAAAAUUUUCUUUCUCACAGUGAAAUCCUCUGUAGGAAGGAAUGGAGAAAUAUCUUCCUUGAAAAAGGAUGAGGGUUUUGUGGGGUUUUAUUUGGUUGUUGUGGGUUUUUUAGGAAUGUCUUAUCAUUCUUUUGAUGAUUUGGAAUUAGGAAGGAAAAAUUUAAGGUUCUGGCUCACAGUUCUAGCACUUCUUCUCUGUACUAGCACUUUUCAAAAACUGCAUUUAUUUCAGUGUUUAUUGCUUGGAAGAGAGACCACAAGCUCUCUUAUAGAACCUGUGUACGUUUCUUCCCUGAACUUCUGCAGGAAUGUGUUAGUAUGUGGCAGAGGUAGCCAUUAUUAUUAGCUAUUAUUUGCAGAAAUAGCUCUUUUUUUGGACUAUAAUGUGCUGUCCGUGUUCUCAGUGUGAUUUUUUUUUUUGUUUGUUUUUUUUUAACAUUUGAUUUGCCUGCUCAUUUCCUUUCCAGCAGUUUUUCUUCCACUUAACAGUAAUGUGAAUAUCAUCACAUAUAGUUCUGUAAGUAUUUAUCACACAUCAGGAUUAUCAAAUGUUAUUUAAGAGCAUCUCUAGUGCAAAGUGUGACUUGUGGCACGCAUAUAUUUGAUAGUGUAGGAUACACAGUAACAUUAGAUGUGUCCAUGUAAGUCAUAAAGUGAAACAAGAGGAGGAUCUGGUCCAUUGGAAGUAUUUUCCAAUCUUCUGGAAGUGUCAAACUGCAAUGUAAGUCAAAACAAUCUUGAACAGGUGUCUAAUAACAGAAAAUAUUGUCAUUUUUUCAUCAAAUUUGAUAUUGUCUACUGUAUAUGAUCAAAUCAUACACAUUUCUACCACAAACCCUGGGUUUUGUUUUAUACUGUACAUAAUGCAAAGAAGAUGGUUUUUGUUUGUAACAUAAUUUUAGAAAGGGUAACUGGUAAAAGUGAUGAAUUUUAAGAUCACUUUUUGCUGUAUACUAAAGCAAACAAUGUGAGCUCUGCAGCUAGAAUGCUGUCAUUUGCUGGCAGCAUGAAACUUGUGCAGAACAGUGUGUCUGUGUCAACUUAAAGGCUUACAGAAGUAGAUCUACUAGCCAGUUUCUUUUUAGCCCUGUUAGGUUAGAACUGAAAUGCAAUACCUGAAUUGACAUCAGUUUAGCCAUCAAUAAAACCUUCAAUACAAUAUGA